AUGAAUUUAUUUGUUAUUACUUUUAUUCGAGAAAACAUAUAUUUGUGUAUUUUUUAUGAUCGGUAUGGAUUUGGAAACAGAGGAUACGAUGCCCGAUGACGCAUGGAAAGAUUCAUUUGAUAAAUUAUUAGACCAAAGACCUACUUUAAGGGAAUUGAACGUAAUAAAAAAAGAUAUAAGAGCAUCCUUCAAUCUUAACUCCAGCUAUGAAAAUAGUAGCUAUGAUAACACGGGAUCUAUAAGGCUAGAUUGUGAACAGCAAACACCGCAACAAAAUCAAUCCCUUAUAUUGACUUCAUCACCAGCAUAUGUACCGCUUAAAGUACAAUACCUUAAUGUACCAAAAAAUAUAAAUGCAAAAAAACGAAACAAACAUCGUAUGAAUUCUGAUGUAGUUUCUACACCUAUAAGAGACAACAUUACUGUGAAUCCUUUUAAGUGUACAUUAUCUCCGAUAGGAUCGUGGGAGUUGCGGAAUUUCAAAUGCAAUGACCAAAAUGAAUACAAGAAAGAUGCUAAAAAAGUGGAAUUUAAUGCCACACCUAUCAUUGACAAUGGCAUAGUUAACGUGGAAUACAUUGAUGACAGCAUUCCUAAUGUUGAAAACGAAAUAAAUGCCGUAUAUUCACAGGGAAUCUCUCCGCUUGUACUAGUGAGAAAGAAAUGGAAAUCCAAACAAACUCAAAAACAAGUGUGUUUUGCGUCUAAUGAACUAGAUAAAAAUCAUGAUAAUUUGAAUCAGGAUGUAGAAGCGCUUGUAUCACAUCCAUUAUAUUCUGAAUUAGAAUUACAGCCUGGAAAAUGGCGUAAGUCUUUAAAUUGCUUACGUCGAACACAUCACCAUGUAUUGGAAAAUUAUGAAAAAAGUAAAUCGAUACCGAAACAACAUCAAAAAGGAAGAAGUACAUGUGUUGCGGAUAGACCAAAAUCCUUAACAACUACAACUAGUAUUGCUGGUAAUCGAAAAUCAGUUUGUAUACUUUCAAAUUCAAAUCAAGCAGGUUCGAGAUCAACAUACAGCUUAGGCAGUAAUGAUUUUAAGCGUCAGUUAUUGCAACGUUGCGGGCAACGUCGCAUUUUAACAUUUGCUAGUACAUACCCUGAAGAUUACCUACAAAAUUGUUGCAAAAUUGGAGAAGGAGCUUUUGGCGAAGUUUUUGUUCAUUCAAAGCCUUAUGACAAUGAGAGUGCUGAAAAGACUGUAUUAAAAAUAAUACCUAUUGAAGGAGAGGAAUUGGUUAACGGUGAAGUGCAGAAAACCUUUGAACAAAUUCUUCCUGAAGUUAUUAUUUCAAUGGAACUUUGCGGUCUAGCCGAUGACAAUCGUAAAACAAAUGUUACGUCGGGAUUUGUAAAUAUUCAACGGGUUAGAUGUACUAAAGGAUCCUAUCCACCACACCUUCAGAAACUUUGGGAUGAAUAUGAUUUGGAGAAAGAGUCCGAAAAUGAUCAUCCAAGGUGCUUUACAAGUAACCAGCAAUAUAUAGUGUUAGAAUUGGCUUUUAGUGGUCAAGAUCUUGAAGGAUUCCAAUUUAAAAAUGCUGAGCAAUCAUUUCAUGCUUUACAACAGAUUAUACUAACACUGGCUGUUGGUGAAAGUGAAUAUCAGUUUGAGCAUCGCGAUUUACAUUGGGGUAAUGUCUUGAUUCUCAAUACCAAUCGACCAACUAUAACAUAUAAACUAGAUGACGCCAUUAUGACUAUACCCACUAAGGGUGUUAAAAUUACUAUUAUAGACUACACUUUAUCUCGUAUGACUUUUAAUGACUAUUGUUUUUAUAAUGAUCUAUCUAAUGACGAAGAACUUUUUAUCGCUACCGGGGAUUACCAGUUCGAAAUAUAUCGGAUGAUGCGCAAAGUUCUGAAUAACAAAUGGGAAACGUUUGAACCUAAAACGAACAUAUUUUGGAUCUCCUAUAUUAUAUCAAAACUGGUUGAUGGUGUCUCGUAUAAAAAUAUAAGAUCUAAAAACCAUUUACAUUAUUUAGAAAAAUUAAAGCACCUUCAGAGAACCAUAUUAACAUAUAAAAGCUGUUUGGAUUGUGCACGGGACGUGCUCUUACAUUAAAAGCAUAUUUUUUAUUUACAUUUUAUAUACAUAUUUUCAUCAAAUAUUUAUUUUUUAAUUGAAUUAUAAUUUUUUAUAUCCAGAAUUGUAUUUAUGAAAAAUGAUAAAAUAUAUUUUUUUGUUUUAUAUUGUU
Molecule: messenger RNA, 2201 nt
Organism: Calliphora vicina (urban bluebottle blowfly)
Lineage: Eukaryota; Metazoa; Arthropoda; Insecta; Diptera; Calliphoridae
Gene: Haspin
Product: serine/threonine-protein kinase haspin homolog
Exons: 6
Coding region: 56-2068 (670 amino acids)
Biological process (GO): mitotic cell cycle; intracellular signal transduction; protein phosphorylation
Cellular component (GO): nucleus; cytoplasm
Molecular function (GO): ATP binding; histone H3T3 kinase activity
Source: RefSeq, a predicted model, not a curated record